Amphiprion ocellaris (clown anemonefish) is the source of this 5056-nucleotide messenger RNA. It is a transcript of the gene apmap, whose product is annotated as adipocyte plasma membrane associated protein. Bases 44 to 1282 code for a protein of 412 amino acids. The record is from RefSeq and is a predicted model, not a curated record. Gene Ontology annotation, biological process: biosynthetic process. The transcript has 9 exons. NCBI's taxonomy places the organism in Eukaryota, Metazoa, Chordata, Actinopteri, Pomacentridae. Gene Ontology annotation, molecular function: strictosidine synthase activity.
CGCCCCGCUGCAGAACCAGAACCAGAACCGAGCAGAGUCCAGCAUGAACGAGGCGGCGGGUCUCCGGUUCCGGAGGCUGCACAAACCGACGGUCAUCACCGACGAACUGCCGGAGCUCCGGUACAAGGGGGCCGGGACCUACAGUGGGAAGGUAUUCCAGGUGACGCUGGUGUCUCUGGGAGGAUUCCUGCUGCUUCCUCUCCUCAUCAUCAUCCUCAUCCUCGAGUCUCCGAUUCAACCCGACGUCUUCAGUCUGAAGGAGCCCCCCCUGAUGAAGGGCUGCUGGGAGCCCAACCUGAAGCUCCGAGAAGCUCAGAGGAUCUUUGAGGAUCAGAUCAUUGGACCAGAAUCCAUCACCAACAUCGGAGAUGUUUUCUUCUCUGGAACAGCUGACGGCAAAAUCGUGAAGCUGAUUGGACGAAGAAUCCACACAGUGACGAGACUGGGGAAGCUGCCGUGUGGUUCCAGAGAGGAGGAGUCCAGCUGUGGUCGGCCGCUGGGCCUCAGGGUCGGACCCAACGAGACUCUGUUUGUAGCCGACGCCUACCUGGGCGUGUUUCAGGUCAACCCCACCACAGGUGAGGCGACCCGAUUGGUUGCUGGCGGUCAGGUGGUUGCCGGGCGGCGGCUGUCGUUCAUUAAUGACGUGGCAGUGACGCAGGACGGAAAGAAGCUGUAUUUCACUGACUCCAGCAGCAGGUGGCAGCGCAGAGACUACCUGAACCUCAUCAUGGAGGCCACCGCUGACGGCAGAGUCCUGGAGUUGGACAUGGAGACCAGAGACGUGACCGUCGUCAUGGAGAACCUGCGAUUCCCAAACGGCAUCCAGCUGCUGCCGGACGAAGAGUCGGUUCUGGUGGCAGAGACCACCAUGGCCCGCAUCCGCAGGGUCCAUGUCGCUGGUCUAAAUAAAGGUGGGAUGGAUACCUUCAUGGACAACCUGCCCGGUUUCCCCGACAACAUCCGUCCCAGCUCCAGCGGAGGCUACUGGGUGGCCAUGUCCUCCGUGAGGCCCAACCCCGGCUUCUCCAUGCUGGACUUCCUGUCCCAGAGACCCUGGAUCAAGAAGCUCAUCUUCAAGCUCUUCAGUCAGGAGGUUCUCAUGAAGUUCGUUCCUCGCUACAGUCUGGUGGCGGAGCUCCACGAUGGAGGCGUCUGCACCCGGAGCUUCCACGACCCCAACGGCCUGGUGGCGGCAUACGUCAGCGAGGUUCACGAGCACGACGGGAACCUGUACCUAGGGUCCUUCCGCUCGCCGUACGUCGCCAAGCUGAAGAUAUAGAAGACCAAGGAGGUGGCUGGUCCACCUGAUGGACAUCAUGAACCUGCUGGUCCCUGUAGGGCCCCCUGCAGGACGUCUGAAACAUGGAACAAACUCUGAGGAUCAGAAACAUUCAGUGAUCAGAUGUCCUCACAUUUCUAAACUUUAUACGUGUUCUGCCUGAAACCCAGCGAUGGACGGAGUUUAAAGUUUGUGUAGGACUGAGUUCAAUCUAAAGUUUGAUCGACUGAGUUUAAUCUAUAGUUUGAUCGACUGAGUUUAAUCUAAAGUUUGAUCGACUGAGUUUAAUCUAGGGUUUGUUUUAAUUUGAAGCUUCUUCUUGUUGAGUGAAAAUGUUCCUGUCAGCUUUAGGAGAACGUCUCGUGGUGUUUGGUUCUCUGAAGGUUUCCAUCGACGCUCCGUGUCACUAAAGGUCGCUUGCUACUUAGCGCGGGCUAAUUAGCUCAUAGACUCGCAAACCCGCUUCCUGUUAGUGGGUUAGCUUGUUAACUCUGUGAGUAUAGCACCUAAUAGUCGACUAGCUAGCCUGUUAGCCUGCUUUUGUUUUCCUGUUCUCGUUGGCUAACCGGUGACCUCACAGUGUUCUUAGAGCUAACACUAACAUGCUAGCUGAUCUGUAGAUAAAAGUGUUUCCGUUUUAUUUCUAACUACUGAAAAUGUGUGAAAACUUCCUGCUGAUGACUUUGAUCUUCAUUUUAGUAAACCCAGAAACUCAUCCGUUAAAGUUCAGACAGUUUGUUUGUUUGUUAGCGUGACAUCAGAAACCGGUUGUUGCGGCGUUAGCAUGUUAGCAGCUGGUGGUGAUUUAACAACAAUUUGUUCUUUUCUGACUCAGAUGUUUGAUUUCUGACCAACAGUAGAACUCUGGAGUUAGUGAAGGUACCUGCACAGGUGUUCAUGCCGCUGCUAACUGCUAGCUAACCGCUGCUAACAGUGGAUCAUUCCUCCUCCAGUAACUGCAGCUGAAUGUGGCUGGAUGCAGUUGAAUGCAGCUUUUUCACAGGAAUUCUGACUUAUGGUGAAAAUCAGCUUUUGUCGAUUUUCACCAUAAGUCAGAACUCCUGCAUUUAGCUGCAUUUAGUUGCAUUUAGCUGCAUUUAGUUGCAUUUAGCUGCAUUCAGCUGCAUUUAGUUGCAGCAGAUCUACCCAAAGUUCAUCCAACAUGCGGAGUAAAGUGAGAGCGUUGCUGUUUCUGGAAUGUCCUGAGGGUUUAUAGUUUUGUCUGGAGGUCAUUAAUCAUCACAUUAGUCUCUGUCAUGGUGCCCGACAAACUCCCAUAAUGCUCUCUGCUACACAGAAACCUCCUCAAAUCCACAUUUAAAGAACCGAGCUAACAGACGCUUGAACAUUCAGAGCUGCUGAAGGUUCCUGAAGAUUUCUGAAGGUUGGAAUCAUCCACUGAAGCUCCGAUGGUGUUUCUGGUCUUUUAUCUAUUUUAAGGGCAUGUUUUGUCUCCCGUCGCCUAGCAACACCAAAGAGGACUGAUUGGUUGUGGUCCAGUCAGACGGUUUAAACAGGGUCCCUUCAUCUGAAGAUCUCAUGGUUCUACACCUGAAAACCAGAAACAAACCAGUGAAAUAUUUCAGGUUUAAACAGAGACAGAACAGAAGAAACGUCCAUCCUUAGUUCAGCUUCUUCAGCUCUUCUUCGGGGAUCUCUGCCUCUAAUCCAGGUCCAUCUCUGAUCUCCACCUUGAGCAGAGCUCCUCCAUCUACCAGUGUGAAAGUCCAGCAGAAACAAACCUUUAAAACCUCUCAUCUGAGGAACUGAAGAUCUCUGAAGGGUUCCUGCAGAACGUCGUUGAGUACCUGAGUCAAACUGGAACAGAUUUAAAUGAAACUGAAACAGAUUUAGAUGAAACUAUAACAGAUUCAAAUGAAACUAAAACAGAUUUAAAUGAAACUAAAACAGACUGAAAUGAAACUAGAACAGAUCUAAAUGAAACUAGAACAGAUUUAAAUGAAACAAACAGAUUUAAACGAAACUGGAACACAUUUAAAUGAAACGAACAGAUUAAAACUAAAACAGAUUUAAAUGAGAAGCAGAUUUAAAUGAGACUAAAACAGAUUUAAAUGAGACUAAAACAGAUUUAAAUGAGACUAAAAUAGAUUUAAAUGAAACAAACAGAUUUAAAUGAGACUAAAAUAGAUUUAAAUGAAACUAAAACAGAUUUAAAUGAGACUAAAAUAGAUUUAAAUGAAACUAAAACAGAUUUAAAUGAGACUAAAACAGAUUUAAAUGAAACUGGAACAGAUUUAAAUGAGGCUAAAACAGAUUUAAGUGAGACUAGAACAGAUUUAAAUGAAAUUAAAACAGAUUUAAAUGAAACUGGAACACAUUAAUUUGAAACGAACACAUUUAAAUGAAACUGGAACAUAUUUAAAUGAAACUGGAAGAGAUUAAAACUAAAACAGGUUUAAAUUAAACUACAACAGACUUAAACGAAAGUCGAAGAGAUUUAAAUGAAACUAAAACAGAUUUAAGUGAGACUAAAACAUUUAAAUGAGACUAGAACAGAUUUAAAUGAAACUAAAACAUUGAAAUGAAACUAAAACAGAUUGAAAUGAAACAACCAGAUUUAAAUGAAACUAAAACAGAUAUCAAUGAAACUGGAACACAUUUAAAUGAAACUGGAACAGAUUAAAACUAAAAUAGAUUUUAAUGAAGCUAGAAGAGAUUUAAAUGAAACUAAAACAGAUUUAAAUGAGACUAGAACAGAUUUAAAUGAGAUUAGAACAGAUUUAAAUGAAACUGGAACAGAUUUAAAUGAAACUGGAACAGAUUUAAAUGAGACUAAAACAUUUAAAUGAGACUAGAACAGAUUUAAAUGAAACUAGAACAGAUUUAAAUGAAACUAAAACAGAUUGAAAUGAAACUAAAACAGACUGAAAUGAAACAAACAGAUUUAAAUGAAACUAAAACGUUUCAAUGAAACUGGAACACAUUUAAAUGAAACUGGCACAGAUUAAAACUAAACUAGAUUUUAAUGAGACUAGAACAGAUUUAAAUGAAACUAGAACAGAUUUAAAUGAAACUAAAACAGAUUGAAAUGAAACAACCAGAUUUAAAUGAAACUAAAACAGGUUUCAAUGAAACUGGAACACAUUUAAAUGAAACUGGAACAGAUUAAAACUAAAAUAGAUUUUAAUGAAACUAGAAGAUAUUUAAAUGAAACUAAAACAGAUUUAAAUGAGACUAGAACAGAUUUAAAUGAGACUAGAACAGAUUUAAAUGAAACUGGAACAGAUUUAAAUGAAACUGGAACAGAUUUAAAUGAGACUAGAACAGAUUUAAAUGAAACUAGAGGAGAUUUAAAUGAAGCUAAAACAGAUUUAAAUGAAACUAAAACAGAUUUAAAUGAAACUAAAUCAGAUUUAAAUGAAACUAGAAGAGACUUAAAUGAAACUAAAACAUAUUUAAAUGAAACUAAAACGUUAUAAAUGAAACUAGAACAGAUUUAAGUCAACUUUACUAGAUGUAAAUGAAGCAGCUGAUCAGUUUUACAGUUUGAAGCUUCAUCAGAUGUUUCAUUCAACUGAAGCUUUCUAAAAUAUUUCAGAACCAUCCCGGGUCAUUUCUGCUUUAGUCCUAGAACCUGUUAGUUUCUAGUCCAGGCUGAGUUUAUUCCAGGUUUAAAUGAGCUGCUGGUCAUUAGAGAUGUUUGAAUCCUCUGCUUUGUGUUCAGCUGGGGGGGUUUUUGCACUAAAACUGAUGAUUUCUAUUUCAAAUGUUUUCUGUUGAAUAAAAUCUGCUGAUUGGUCGGCGUUCCACCUG